Molecule: messenger RNA, 1945 nt
Organism: Podospora pseudopauciseta
Lineage: Eukaryota; Fungi; Ascomycota; Sordariomycetes; Sordariales; Podosporaceae
Exons: 4
Coding region: 362-1822 (486 amino acids)
Biological process (GO): proteolysis
Molecular function (GO): aspartic-type endopeptidase activity
Source: RefSeq, a predicted model, not a curated record
AUUCACGAGCUGAGAACUGAAACAGCUAACCGCAGGAAGAAGUGACAAUGCAGUCAGCGCUCCCGCUGACAGUUUCUCUUCUCAAUUUGGAGCGCGGGGCUAGUUCUUCCACAAGAUAUGAUAGCUUUAUAGGUGGUUCACUUCGUCUUCCCUUCACCCAAAGCUUACCUGCCCAUCGUUGCAUUUGAGAUUCCGUGAUACCUCCUCUGCUUGUAGCGUUGCAUGCAUGGCCGUGUGCAGCGGACAUUUUACGAUCUUCACCUCUCACCUAGUUGACGUCGAACCUCCAGGGUAGGCGUCAUUGUUGUCGGGGUACUGGAAAACCCCAGCGUCGAACAGUUGGGACAACUUUACCAGCACCAUGUUGCUUCACUUCGCCAUAUACACCACUCUUUUUCUUACAGUCAGUCAUGGAGCCAGUCUUCCUAAUCUCAGCAAUGAACAUUCACUCGAUGAUGGUGAUAAGGGCGGAGGGAAGCGUACAAGAGACCCAGGCUAUGUGCGCAUGCCGGUGUCGAGACAGAAGUUCAAGAGUAAGGGAAAGUCAAAAAGGGGCUGGCAUUGGGGGACCCCGACCGACCCUCAGAAUGACUCCCCAUCUUUGAAGUCAAAUCAACCCUUCCAACCUACUCAUGCGUCAUCAUCGACAAGACCAACGCCAACUCUGACUAGAAUAACGAGAUCCCCACCAACCCAGCAGUCUCCGACUUUGCAUCGCCGAGCAGCAGACAGAAGAUGGGGCUGGUCCAAUCUUGAAGAACUGGGCGGCAUUGCCUACAUCAUCCAGUUGGACAUUGGCACGCCCCCUCAAAAAGUCCGCGUCUUCGUAGACACCGGCUCGUACGAACUCUGGGUCAACCCCCGCUGCAGCACGUCGGCGUCGGAUUCCCUCUGCCAGACGUUUGGCAACUACUUCCCAUCCAAGUCAAACUCCGCCAUGCACAUUGGUGGCAACUUUGCCGUCACCUACGGCACAGGGGCAGUGCGAGGAAGCUACUGGAGCGACGUGAUGAGUAUUGCAAUGCUUCAAAUCCCCCAAGUCCAGUUCGCCGUAGCAGCGGACAGCAACUACACCUUCGCUGGCAUCCUCGGUUUAGGCUACGCUUACCCCUAUUCCAUCCCCUACCCCUCCGUCCUCAACCUCAUGGUCUCCCAGAAGAUGAUAUCCGCCCCCAUCUUCAGCCUCGGCCUCGGCGGCGACGGCGACGGCUUCAGCGAGAUUAUUUUUGGCGGAGUCAACCGCUGGAAGUUUGCCGGGCCGCUGGUCCCGGUCUCCAUUUGGCCUCCCGUCAAAGAGCAGGAUCCGAGAUGGGUGCAAUACUGGGUCAAUGUCACCAGCGUCGGGUUGACGAAGCCAAAAGAGGCAGGAAAACUGUACACACCUCGGGAAGGGUUUUCCAUGCCGACGUUGAUCGACACAGGCUCGACGUUGAGCUACAUCCGGGAGGACCUCGUGGCGGUGAUAGGGCAGCAGUUCAACGCCGAGAUUGACACACAGGGGAAUUACUUUGUAGACUGUAAGUACAGGGACGUGGCGGGGACGGUGGACUUUGGGUUCAACAGCGGCGCGAUGGUGAUCAAUGUGCGGUACAAGGAUUUCAUCUACCAGCUCUACCCGGGCAGGUGCAUGCUUGGGGUGCAGCCGGCGGAUUAUGGGAGCACGUACUAUGUGCUGGGAGACACGUUCAUCAGGGGUGCUUAUUUGGUAUUUGAUCAGCAAUCAGACGUUGUGUGGAUGAAUCAGUACUAUAAUUGUGGCGACGGGGUAGUAACAGUGGGACAAACCCCAAGGGAUACCGAGAAUGUUGUCGGCGCGUGCUAGCUGAGGUAGCUUUUGCGGUCAUUGUGUUGUAGGUACCCUGAGCAUGUAUAAAGCAACUUGUUUUCUCCCACAGUCCUCUGCACCUGGACUCUGAACCUCGAACCGCCUACUUCUUCAACUGCG